UGUUAAAAGAUAAUUCAUUAUUUAUUUAACAUUUAGAAAAUAGGAAAUAAAUUAGAGGUUCGAGAAGGUUAAAAUAUCACCCGGAUGUAUAUAAAGACUUGCUCUUCAAACUUGCGCAAUACUGAAGUGCGAUAAUACCUCUCAUUAAGUGAAGUGUAAAUCAUGUCUUCGAACACAUUAAAACAAAGAAUACUUGUCUGUGGGGGAGGAAAUGGUGCACAUUGUUUAUCCACGUUAGCUGCCUCACAGAAAAAAUCAGAGGUACAUGUUCUGACUUUAUUUCAAGACGAGGCUGAACGUUGGACAAAACUGUUGGAGGAUUCCGAUGUAAAAUUGACAAUAACCGAUCUAGAUGGAAGCCAGCGAGAGCUAUUUGCAAAGCCAACCCUGAUAACGAAGGAUUCAGAAAUAGCGAUGGCUGGUGUUCAAAUCAUUUUCCUUGUCGUUCCAGCUUUCGCUCAUGCACAAUAUUUUACGGCUAUAGCACCACACCUUCAACCGAAUACACUGAUUGUUGGGCUUCCUGGGCAAGCUGGAUUUGAAUUUCAAUGUAGAAGUAUACUAGGUAACAAAGCGAGCACGUGUACUAUAGCAUCAUUAGAAUCACUGCCGUGGGCGUGUCGUAUAUUAGAAUUCGGUAGACACGCUCAAAUCCUUGGGGCAAAAGAAUCUUUAGGUAUAUCCUACAUUAAAGGAAAGUCGUGUAAAUUACCCUUUCCAGAAGUCGAGUCCAUUCAGGAAAUUCUUGGUAAAAAACCCAUAAUUGAAAAAAUACAGAACUACAUUGCAAUCAACUUGAUGGCAAAAUCUAUGGUCCAUCCUCCCAUGCUAUACGGAAAAUGGGGAGACUGGGAUGGAAAACCUUUACAGAAAGAACCAUUAUUUUAUCAAGGUAUAGAUGAAAGACAAGCAGGAUUGUUAUCUAAAGUCAGUGACGAAUUGUUAGCUACUGGGAAAAUGUUGGAAGAACUCAAAGAAGGCAUAGACAUGUCACAAGUAAUACAUAUUUUUGAUUGGUAUAAAACUUACUAUACAGAUCAAAUAACUGACAAAAGUUGUCUAAUGAUGGCCAUGAGAACGAAUAGUGCGUAUGAUGGACUUGUUCAUCCCAUGAUUAAAACUGAAGAGGGCUACAUUCCAAAUUUCAAUCACCGAUACACAACCGAGGAUAUUCCAUAUGGUCUUGUUGUAAUGAAGGGCAUUGCUGAAAUUGCCGGAGUAGAUACUCCCGUCAUGGAUGAAAUUAUUGCAUGGGCACAACAAAAACUAGGCCAGGAGUACAUCGUGGGAUCGAAGCUUUCAGGGAAAGAUGUUGACACAGCCAGAGCACCUCAGUCGUAUGGACUAAAAACAGUCGAUGAACUUUUUGAUACUUAAUGACCAUUGAAUUGUUAAGUUUUCGUGUGCCAUAAUGUUAAUUAAUUUAUUUUAUUUUUUUAUAGGUAAUAUAUUUUAUGACCAGUAUCAUAUUUUUUGUUUAUGCUACCCUAUACAAAAACAUAUUACAUUUUUAUUACAAUAGAUUAUAGUAUCUUAGCAUUAACAGACUACAUGUAUAAUUAUUUAUGUAAAUCAGCAUCAAAUUCCCUCUUUCUUGAAUUUAAUAAUUGCAAAAUGUUUGUGCAAUACUAUGCUUAUGGUAAAAGGAUAAACAAGUAAUUAUCAGCCAAUCUGCAUUACUUUCUUAGUUGCAAUGGUAAUGGUUUAAUAUCCGAGCUAUUUUCAUAUUUCCUCUAUGUGCUACAUGUAUAAGUUGCGGAUUGUUAUUUGUUAUACUUGGGAUGUUGUAGUUAUCUCCCUUGUAUCAGAUAUUUUAUUAAAGUUUGAUUUUAGAAUA
Molecule: messenger RNA, 1837 nt
Organism: Mytilus californianus (California mussel)
Lineage: Eukaryota; Metazoa; Mollusca; Bivalvia; Mytilida; Mytilidae
Product: opine dehydrogenase-like
Exons: 2
Coding region: 163-1377 (404 amino acids)
Molecular function (GO): oxidoreductase activity
Source: RefSeq, a predicted model, not a curated record